Messenger RNA from Kogia breviceps (pygmy sperm whale), 4616 nucleotides. It is a transcript of the gene EPHB4, whose product is annotated as EPH receptor B4. Lineage: Eukaryota; Metazoa; Chordata; Mammalia; Artiodactyla; Physeteridae. Gene Ontology annotation, molecular function: protein binding; ATP binding; transmembrane-ephrin receptor activity. The record is from RefSeq and is a predicted model, not a curated record. Gene Ontology annotation, cellular component: dendrite; plasma membrane. Gene Ontology annotation, biological process: axon guidance; ephrin receptor signaling pathway; protein phosphorylation.
CUGGGACGCGGGGCCACACCUGGGCGCCGCCACCGGGUGCCCGGCGCGCCCGCAUGGGCCCGCGCUGAGGGCCCCGACCGAGUUCAGCGCGGGGAGUCGACGUCCACCCGCUCGGGGGGGGGGGUUAGACCUGGGGGGGCUAGUGCCCCCCAAACUCGGAUCGGAUCCAACCAGAGUGAGGCGGCGCCAUGGAGCUCCGGGCUCUGCUCUGCUGGGCUUCGCUUGUAGCCGCUUUAGAAGAGACCCUACUGAACACAAAAUUGGAAACUGCCGAUCUGAAGUGGGUGACAUUCCCUCAGGUGGAGGGACAGUGGGAGGAGCUGAGCGGCCUGGAUGAGGAACAGCACAGCGUUCGGACCUACGAGGUGUGUGACGUGCAGCGGGCGCCGGGCCUGGCCCACUGGCUGCGCACGGGCUGGGUGCCCCGCCGGGGCGCCGUGCACGUGUACGCCACGCUGCGCUUCACCAUGCUGGAGUGCCUCUCCCUGCCGCGGGCUGGCCGCUCCUGCAAGGAGACCUUCACUGUCUUCUACUUUGAGAGCGACGCGGACACGGCCACGGCCCACACGCCAGCCUGGAUGGAGAACCCCUACAUCAAGGUGGACACAGUGGCUGCUGAGCACCUGACCCGGAAGCGGCCCGGGGCCGAGGCCACCGGGAAGGUGAACGUCAAGACGCUGCGCCUGGGCCCGCUCACCAAGGCCGGCUUCUAUCUGGCCUUCCAGGACCAGGGCGCCUGCAUGGCCCUGCUGUCCCUGCACCUCUUCUAUAAGAAGUGCGCCCAGCUGACCGUGAACCUCACCUGCUUCCCGGAGACCGUGCCUCGUGAGCUGGUGGUGCCCGUGGCGGGGAGCUGCGUGGCCGACGCCGUGCCCGCCCCUGGCCCCAGCCCGAGCCUCUACUGCCGGGAGGAUGGCCAGUGGGCCGAGCAGCCGGUCACGGGCUGCAGCUGCGCUCCAGGCUUUGAGGCCGCCGAGGGGAACACCAGGUGCCGAGCCUGUGCUCAGGGUACCUUCAAGCCCCUGUCUGGGGAGGGGUCCUGCCAGCCGUGCCCAGCCAACAGCCACUCCAACACCAUUGGCUCACCCGUCUGCCAGUGUCGCAUCGGGUACUUCCGGGCCCGCACAGACCCCCGAGGUGCACCCUGUACCACCCCUCCAUCCGCCCCGAGAAGCGUGGUUCCCCGCCUGAACGGCUCCUCCCUGCGCCUGGAAUGGAGUGCCCCCCUCGAGUCGGGAGGCCGAGAGGACCUCACCUACGCGCUCCGGUGCAGGGAGUGCCGCCCCGGCGGCUCCUGCACGCCCUGUGGGGGAGACCUGACCUUCGACCCCGGCCCCCGGGACCUGGUGGAGCCCUGGGUGGCCAUUCGUGGGUUGCGUCCUGACUUCACCUAUACCUUCGAGGUCACCGCCGUGAACGGGGUGUCCUCCUUAGCCAGCGGUCCAGUUCCAUUUGAGGCUGUGAAUGUCACCACUGACCGUGAGGUGCCGCCUCCAGUGUCCGACAUCAGGGUGACUCGGUCGUCACCCAGCAGCUUGAGCCUGGCAUGGGCUGUUCCCCGGGUACCCAGCGGGGCAGUGCUAGACUACGAGGUCAAGUAUCACGAGAAGGGCGCAGAGGGCCCCAGCAGCGUGCGGUUCCUGAAGACAUCGGAGAACCGGGCAGAGCUGCGGGGACUGAAGCGGGGAGCCAGCUACCUGGUCCAGGUGCGGGCACGCUCCGAGGCUGGCUACGGGCCCUUCGGCCAGGAGCACCACAGCCAGACCCAGCUGGACGAGAAUGAGAGCUGGCGGGAGCAGCUGGCCCUGAUUGCUGGCACGGCGGUCGUGGGCGUGGUGCUGGUCCUCGUGGUCAUCGUCAUCGCUGUUCUUUGCCUCAGGAAGCAGAGCAACGGGAGAGAAGCUGAAUACUCAGACAAACAUGGACAGUAUCUCAUCGGGCACGGUACUAAGGUCUACAUUGACCCCUUCACUUACGAAGACCCCAAUGAGGCUGUGAGGGAAUUUGCAAAAGAGAUCGACGUCUCCUAUGUCAAGAUUGAAGAGGUGAUUGGUGCAGGCGAGUUUGGGGAGGUGUGCCGGGGGCGGCUGAAGGCCCCCGGGAAGAAGGAGAGCUGCGUGGCCAUCAAGACCUUGAAGGGCGGCUACACGGAGAGGCAGCGGCGGGAGUUCCUGAGCGAGGCCUCCAUCAUGGGCCAGUUCGAGCACCCCAACAUCAUCCGCCUGGAGGGCGUGGUCACCAACAGCGUACCCGUCAUGAUUCUCACCGAGUUCAUGGAGAACGGCGCCCUGGACUCCUUCCUGAGGCUGAACGACGGCCAGUUCACCGUCAUCCAGCUCGUGGGCAUGCUGCGGGGCAUCGCUUCGGGCAUGCGGUACCUUGCCGAGAUGAGCUACGUCCACCGAGACCUGGCUGCCCGCAACAUCCUGGUCAACAGCAACCUCGUCUGCAAGGUUUCAGACUUUGGCCUCUCCCGAUUCCUGGAGGAGAACUCUUCCGAUCCCACCUACACGAGCUCUCUGGGAGGAAAGAUUCCCAUCCGAUGGACAGCCCCUGAGGCCAUUGCGUUCCGGAAGUUCACAUCUGCCAGCGAUGCCUGGAGCUAUGGCAUUGUGAUGUGGGAGGUCAUGUCAUUUGGGGAACGGCCAUACUGGGAUAUGAGCAAUCAGGAUGUGAUCAAUGCCAUCGAACAGGACUACCGGUUGCCCCCGCCCCCAGACUGCCCCACCUCCCUGCACCAGCUUAUGCUGGACUGUUGGCAAAAAGACCGGAACGCGCGGCCCCGCUUCCCCCAGGUGGUCAGUGCCCUCGACAAGAUGAUCCGGAACCCUGCCAGCCUCAAAAUCGUGGCCCGCGAGAAUGGCGGGGCCUCACACCCCCUCCUGGAUCAGCGGCAGCCUCACUACUCGGCUUUUGGCUCUGUGGGUGAGUGGCUUCGAGCCAUCAAGAUGGGAAGAUACGAAGAAAGUUUUGCAGCCGCUGGGUUUGGCUCCUUCGAGCUGGUCAGCCAGAUCUCCACUGAGGACCUGCUCCGAAUCGGAGUCACUCUGGCGGGGCAUCAGAAAAAAAUCCUGGCCAGUGUCCAGCACAUGAAGUCCCAGGCCAAGCCUGGAGCCUCGGGAGGGUCGGGAGCACCAGCGCCCCAGUACUGACCUGCGCCUCCUCGCCUGGCCCCCCAGCUCUGGAGUAGCAGGGACUCCCAUGCUGGGGACACCGCUCCCUUUAUUCCUGGGGCAGAAUCGGGUGGGGACCCACGAGGCUCCCAUCCCCGGGCCCCACUGGAUUGCACUUUGAACCCAUGGGGGCGGGGAGCUGGCAAUUUGGAGAGACGGGAUUUGGGGAUUCUGCCGAAUGGGAGUGUAGAAAUCAGACGCUCCCCAAGAGGGGAACCCCAAACUGAGGGUGUGGGAGCCCUCCUCUCGGGAUUGGGUCUGACCAGAGGAAAAGAAGUUCCCGGAAUCUGCCAACAUCCCGGGGGUGGUUGGGCACCAUCCGCACGGCCUCCCUCUGAUCCCCAGUUAGAGCCCCCAGGUGCCCCUCCUCACCUUGAAGGGCAGCGACCCUGCAGACCAAAGAGAAGGGGGGGACUAGCCUGCGAGUCGUGAGGCAGGAAGGGGCGUCAUGGCCCAGUGACAAAAUCAUUGGACUUGCAUGUCCCAACCUUGCUGCUGUCUCCGCCGAAUUCGGUUUUCCCUUGUAAAUGCCCCUCCCCCAUCUGCUGCCUUCAUAUUGAAGGUUUUUGAGUUUUAUUUUUUGUUUUCGGUCUUAUUUUUCCUUCCCUUUUUUUUUUUUUUUUUUUUUUUUUUUUUUUACCGUCCUUGUAACUUUUUGUGUUAGAGGGGACCUGUUUACCGCCUCCUUUGCCCAAGUUGAAACGGGGACCCAUCGUUAUGUGUUUCCAGAACAGUGCCUUGGUCACGCCACAACCCCAGACAUUUCCCUGCCCCCCCAAGUACCCCUAAGCUGUGUCCAUGAGGGGGUGUGGGGGGCAGUGGUGGUAGAAACAAGAGACAGACACUGGUGCUUGGAGGGGUUCUUAAAUUAUAUUUAAAACAAUUGUUUUGUAUUAAUAAAAAAAAAUGGGAAGUGUCCUGGCUCUGGGGAUGAUUGGGAGCAGGGGUGGGUGGGGAGAUAGACUUCUGUGGCGGGUGGGGACUGGUGUGAAGUAGCUUUUGAGCCAGGCUGAGAGGGGUCAGCGGUCUGGCGACCGGGCUGGGUGCUUGUUCCCAGCCCCACGGUGUGUUUGAGGUGGCAGGGUGGGGGCAGUGGAAGAUGAGUCAUCGGCAGCUGCUUCUAACGGCUCCAGAUGGCUCUGCCAAUAGCCUGGGGCACCUCCGGGAUGGGGUUGCCCUCCCUCCCCUGCCCUGGUUCCCUAGCCCUGGCAGGGGGCUUUGUGAGGCAGGGGAGGCCUUGAGCUCAGCCCUGCCCUACAGCCCCCUGAAGGGGGGAGGGGGGAAUCUGGGGUGGAGGUCCAGUCACAUGAAAGAGACAGAUGUGGGCCAGAUGUUGACAGCUGGGGUUGGUUUAGAGGCAAUGUGGGGCGAGUGUCUGCAUCGGCUGUGGAGGAGGGGCAGAGGCUAGAGUGGAGGACUUGGGCCCCCCACAAGUACACACAC